This is a messenger RNA of Entrophospora sp. SA101, 1395 nucleotides long. The record is from the annotation of a GenBank genome assembly. NCBI's taxonomy places the organism in Eukaryota, Fungi, Glomeromycota, Glomeromycetes, Entrophosporales, Entrophosporaceae.
AUGUCAAUUUUUACCAUCAAUGGUGUUAAAAUUUUAUUUUAUAUUAAAAGCAAUGUACCUGACAGUAUGGAUAUCAGACGAUUUAUAGAGAAUAAUGGAGGAAAUAUUGUAGAUAAAUUAGAGAAUGCACAUUGGAUUUUGAGUGAUUUGUCAAUAUUACAAACUGUUCAAAAUCAAACUGAAAUGGACAAAUUAAUCGUUCAAAAUAAUCAAAGAAAUAAUGAACGACGGCAAAAUCAACAACGAACAAAAACCCAAAGUCGUCAAAAAGAUCAACAACGACAAGAUCAGCCAAAAACUCGAGGGAGUCAAAAACAACAACAAAGGUCACAGGCUCAAGAUCUUGAUGAUCCAGAAUUUUUGGUUGCCGAUGAUAAUCAACAAUCCAAAGCUCAAGGUCAUCACCAAAAGAAUCAACAACGACAAGAUCAGUCAAAAAUUCAAAAACAACAACAAAAGUCACAGGAUCAAGAUCAUCAGCAACCAAAAACUCCAGAUCAUCAAGAUAAUCAACAAUCCGAGGCUCAAUGUCAUCACCAAAAGGAUCAACAACGACAAGAUCAGUCAAAAACUCAAAGAAACCGAAAACAACAACAAAAAUCACGAGUUCAAUAUCAACAACCAAAAGCUCCAGAUCAUCAGAACAAUCAACAUCAACAACCAAAAACUCAAGAUCAUCAUCAAAAGGAUAAACAACGACAGGAAAAAUCAACAACUCAAAAUAAUCUGAGAGAACAACAACCAAAAAAUCAAAGAUCAAAUAAAACUAUUAUCAAAAGUAAUAAUUCAUAUAAUGGAAAACGCACUGCCAACGUCAUCAACAACAAUUUAGAUAGAUCAUCAAUGUCACAAUCCACCAAUAAAAGUGCUAAAAUUUAUGAAAUUCCCGAUCCAAGUUUACUGCCACAACAACAAAGAUCAUUACCAUAUCCUACGAUUGAAACUUUUUAUUCUAAAAAAAGAAAAUACAAGAAAUUAGAAAUUAGCAGCGAUGAGGAGUAUAAUAAUGUUGAAGAAAAGAUUUUAUCCGCUUCAAAUUCAUCAUUGCUCUCAGUAUCACAAGGAUCACCUCCAUUACAUCCUUCGAUGCAACAAAUGUUACCAUUAGCACCUUCAUCACCAUUUACAAUCUCAUCGCCGGAAUCAUCGUCCAGUUGUCUAUCACAGCUGUCCAGUGAAGAUUUUGAUUACAUUAUCAGUCAACAACGAUCUUCAAUAUCAAUUUCUUUUCAAUCUUCUAGCUCUAGUCAAGUUGUUAAAGAUCAUAAUGGCAAUGAUAUCUUGGUAGUAAAUAGUCAAGUAGAAAAGCGACCAUUAUCACAAAAUGAAUCAGAUAUUAAUACCAAAUAUGUUCAAAAGAAGAAGAAGAUAAGUCAAAAAACUGUCGAGUUUUAA